This is a messenger RNA of Mucor velutinosus, 2157 nucleotides long. RefSeq lists its product as uncharacterized. Bases 1 to 2157 code for a protein of 718 amino acids. The record is from RefSeq and is a predicted model, not a curated record. The transcript is spliced from 2 exons. Gene Ontology annotation, molecular function: DNA binding; zinc ion binding. Gene Ontology annotation, biological process: DNA-templated transcription. NCBI's taxonomy places the organism in Eukaryota, Fungi, Mucoromycota, Mucoromycetes, Mucorales, Mucoraceae. Gene Ontology annotation, cellular component: nucleus.
AUGUUCUUGUUUGAUACAAAACUGCAAAAGAAAUCAAGACGCAGCAAACCGAGAUCAGGUAUCUCUGCUGAGGCAAAAGCAGCAGCAAAAGCAAAAAAGAUACAGCAAAACAACAUGGAUUCUUUACAGAUAACGUUUUACGAAAUUGAAGCAUGGAUAGAGAAGACAACACCUACUCUUAAUCGCAUGACUAGAGAACUGGAUAAAGCAUCCAAGUAUUUUGAAAACAACAACAAACGCACAAAGACCGAUACUGUUCGGAUACCAUCGUCCACUACAAAUCGAGCAACCACAAUAACGCACACUGAUUCAUCACCACCAUCACCUUUCAGUCUGCCCAACACAUCGCCAUCAUCAUCGUCAUUGUCAGCUUUUCCAAUGAAGCAAAAUUUACCUACAGCAUCGUCCAUGCAAUGGGCACUAUCAUUUCAGCCGGGAAAUUCAAUGCGCCUAGAAACCAACAUCAAAUCAGUGGAACAACUCAUAGAUGCUGUUGAAAAGAUACGGCUGAUGACAGAGUCUUCUGCGACACCAGAUCUCUGCAGCGAUGAUGAGUCUGAAGAUGCAUUGUCUGCAUCGUCUGUCGUGGAUCCGUCUAUCGAGUAUUGGCAGCAUGCCAUGUAUCGUCGUCCACACACUUGUUUAGAGAAAUACAAGCAUUGUGAUAUGAAUCUAAGCCAUCUCACUGAAGAUAUAUCGCCUAGCGUCCUUCGCUACAUUUGCCAGACUUACUGGGAUUGCUUGCACCCGAAAUUUACAGCAGACUGGUCAACCUUUUGGAGCAGAUCAAACGACUCGGGUCGCAAUCAAAUUUGCAUUGACUCUGGACUCGCCAUGAUAUUUCUACACAUUAUUCGACACAACCGAAAUGCCUGCGCCAAUGCUCAUGGUAUCGCUUAUUACUACUAUGACCGAGCGCGUGAAGUAUUGUGCUUUGAUGAACCUGAUGUCACUACCAUUGAAACGCUGCUCAACUUGUCCCUGUUUUGUGUCUUAUGCAAACGACAUUCACAAUCUCGCAUUUACCUCAGCUUAGCAUACCGAAUGCUGCACCAAUUAGGCUUAGGAAGCAAAUCGCAAUUGCCUGUGGAGGAUGUGGCUGAACGAAAGGCAUUAUUAAACAUACACAUGGUGUUGUAUUAUAACGAUGUUACUGUCUCUGUUUAUUCAGGCGAGCCCUCGCUAAUUGACGAUAGCAUCCAUGACAUUGAUUUCUACGAAAUGCUCGAGUACGCAACAGAUCAAGAAACAUUUUUCGUGCAUAUAGUCGAGCUAACACGCAUUGGGAAACGUAUACAGCUACUGGUACAUGAUUACCAACGACAGAGCUUACAGCAUCAUCACACGGGAACACUGCCAUUCAAGUGGAUCAAACUGAUAAGAUCACUGGAGGUGAGCUUGGCACACUGGUUUGAUCUUUUGCCCUCGUUUUAUCGCACUCAAAAUACACAAGCAUCACUGUUGCUUAUGAUGCAAUACCAGACAGAAUGGAUCAAAUUGCACAAGGCGUUUGUAUCUCCCAACCAUCAACAAACAGUCUCUGAUCUGGAAGGAACAUCACCGUUGGCCACCACGCCCUAUCGCACAGACAGAUCCUACAACAUUUGUAUGGAUGCAGCCAAUCGCAUUAUUAAAAUGGCAGAAACCAUCAAUCAAAAGUACGACUGGUGUGUGUGUCAGCAAUUCAUCAGCUGUGUAUACCAAGCCUCUACAGUCUUCUGCAAGAGCAUUUCCAACAAGGACAGGCACAGUGCAAUAAGCAAGCUGAUGAUCAAGCGUAUUAUGAAGGUGUUGGCUGCAAGCAAGAUGAAUUAUCAAGGAUUGCCCGAUGAUUUGGCAGCAUGCUUGACUGAGUUUUUGGCCAAUAAUGAUGCCAGUGCUGCUGCUGAUGUCGAACUCGCCUCCUACAUCAAUCAAUGUGAUAUCAAGCUCAACGAUACCAUGUUCAACUCGCCCAACAUGUUUGAACAGUGCCUGAAACAGCAGGUUGCUUGUAAGCCAUUGACGUUGAACAGAGGACCUCCUUCAGAAGCCAUGCUGUCCAUUAAAAUCCAGAAUCCCAAUGUUACAUCGCUUGACAUUGAACCCAGCAACAAGAAUUGGAGAUGCAAAUUCUCUUCUUCCAAUAUUGCCCAAGUGGAUCAUCGUAUCACUUAA